CAUCAUUCAAACCCCAGAUGUAAACAAACAGUAAUUAAACGGAAAAGCAAAGCGUGAUAGCUGUGACAUUUCAACAAUCAACGGAAAAUUUACGGUGAAUGUUUUACUCUUUCAAGUUAAAGUUAUUCUACACUGAUUAAUGGAGAAAGUCUAAUGAGUGAUUGAAUAUGAGUGCCGCAAACCAAACUAUCAUUGCCGAUAUCCAGUCCCUGACCGGAGAUGAGCUGGCUGAACAAUAUCGGCGAUUGGCUGACGCCUACCGGACGUUGAAGCGAUCCCACGAAGAGGAACUGCAAGCGAGCUACGAACUGCGACGGAAUUACCAGACCGCUUCCGAAUCGGUAGCCUACAUGACCGCCGAGUUGGAAUCCAUCGAUUCCGUGCACAAGGAUGAGCUGGCCAAACUGAAGGAAAAAUACGUUCUGACACUAACUGGCCUGAAGGAUUCAAAUGCAGAUCUCAAACAGUACAAUUCCACUUUGGAAGCCACGAUCGACGAUCUGCAAAAGCAAACGUCACAACUCAAGGAGAAAAUUGAAGAACUAGAAAGCAACUGGCGGGAAUUCCGAAUCUGUAACUGUUCGGAAAGCAAAGUUGAAAGUCUCAGUGAGAAGAUCGAAUGCGUCGAAGACAAUCUGAGUUCGAAAAAGCAAGAGCUGGAUGAGCUGAGGACACUGCUGGAUUCGACCCAGGAGGAGAACAUGCGCUUAAACUCUGAAAUUGCUGCUUUAAGGAGUGCACCCCAGGAUGCUAACAAGAAAGGAAACUCAUUGUUCGCCGAAGUGGACGAUCAGCGACAGAAGAUGAUUGAGAUGUUGCAGAAUCAGCGGAAGCGGUACAACGAAAUGAAGAAACUGUACGGUGAAAGUCAGUUCCAGAUUCGACGACUGACUCGUGAAAACGAGGAGCUUUGCAACGAGAUCAAAGCAUGUAGUGAGAUGUUCACCAAGGCGGACAAUACCUUCCGAGAUGAAACCAGUCGACAGAUUAGUUCUUUGGGAAAGGAUGUCCAACAGUUGCGGGAUCAACUGGCAGCGACUGAAAGGAGACUACUGGAGAAAACCAACGACAUCAAUUGGGUGGAUCCUUUUGUUUCGUUUUACCGUAACGAAAGUGGCAAUUUGAAGACAGCACUGUUCCAGUCUCAAAUGGCCAAGCGGCUCGUGGACGAAAUAUGUUGGGAAGCUCAGCGCGAUUUGGCUAAAUGGCGUUUCGAAGCUCUCAAGUCUCGCUACAUCAUAAUCAAUCGCGAGUCUCUUCUAGAGGAACAUGGAAUCGCUUACGAACCUUUGGACGCCAUUCAAGUGGGCAUUCACAUAGACGAGGCAACCGUUGCUAGAGCUAAACCACACGUGGGUUUCACUCCUGGUGUCAUUGAGUCUACCCAAGAAGUGUGCCACGACAUUGAUCCACUGGGUGACUUAGAACAAGAUUUGAACACGCUUUCUUUGGGUGAGGUGAAUCAGCCUCCAGCUUUGCUUCCACCUCCUCAGCCACCAGUGCUACUCACAAAACCACCUUCAAAACCAGCCCCGGAAAAGGUUGAAACGAUUACACCACUUGCUACACCUCUGGUAACCCCGAUACAAUCUCCCAAGUCCGAACAGAAAGACUCCAAACAUUCCCUAAACGCGCCAUUCUACCGGGAUAUUGUGUACAUCCCGAAGAAUGCCCCCCUCACGGACAGUCUGAAGAAGAAACAUUUUGCCGAAAUGCUAGAAAAAACUACGAAAUCUGCGGAAGCUUUCAAAACAACAUCCGCCACGAAAGCCAGGGCUGACGAAGAGAAGGAAAACGUUCAACAAGUCCAGCAGCAGCAAUCUGGCCAACAGCAAGAUUCCUCACAGUCUAAGGCAUGGGGCUGGAUUUCGGAAAAGCGGACCAAGAACAACAUCGUGGUGAGAAGGUUCAAGUUCCCGGAACGAAAAGUGCCCGUCGAUGGACAGAAGGAUGCUUGAAAAUGGAGGUUUUGCGUUAAGGACGUUUUGAAUGAGGUUUCAGAGUAAAGAAUUAUUUUUAUUCGAUAUAAUUAUAUGUAUUUAAGCUAU
This is a messenger RNA of Aedes aegypti (yellow fever mosquito), 2048 nucleotides long. Its product is annotated as protein Spindly. The transcript has 3 exons. The record is from RefSeq and is a predicted model, not a curated record. The coding region runs from base 168 to 1958 and encodes 596 amino acids. NCBI's taxonomy places the organism in Eukaryota, Metazoa, Arthropoda, Insecta, Diptera, Culicidae.